Molecule: messenger RNA, 327 nt
Organism: Anopheles darlingi
Lineage: Eukaryota; Metazoa; Arthropoda; Insecta; Diptera; Culicidae
Exons: 2
Coding region: 1-327 (108 amino acids)
Source: RefSeq, a predicted model, not a curated record
AUGCCCUCCCUAUUGCUGUGCGGUUACGGUAGUGCCGCCCUCGGUAUGGCCAUUUCGAUCGUUUAUUUUGGUCUGCACAGCGUCAGGCAGCAACGGAUGCAGCGGCUGGUGCUGGAACGGGAAGUGGUUCAUCAUCUGUACGCACGCCACAGGAUGCAUCCGGUCAACCGUAAGUACGCCAACGCGUACAGCUCGAAGCUGAUUAAGCGCCGGUUGCUGAACAAAAUCAAUCAACUCCAACCACGGAUUCACCUGCGUACCGCGAUACCCCGCUGGCAGCUAAUCCACACGUCGAGUGGUUCAGUGCGUGCCGUCCCAUUGCCAUGA